ACUUGCAGGUUAAGUGGAGCUAGAGAGCUACAUUGUAACCUAGUUGGAUGGGGGGGUGUAUCAGAAUCAAACGUGUCCUUAAUAGAGAGAAGAACAGGCAAGAAGUGGUCCAGCCGGCGAAGUUGCAGAUCUGAUCUCUUCUGAACACCUCACCGUGUCUCCAUCCCUGGUUCUCUGAACCCAGAAGCUGGACUAGUUUGUUCUUGGAAUUUUCGGUGUCCCGUCUUCUUGCUUUCCUUUUGCCUGUCUCCCUUCCCCCUCCUGAGAACUCCUAAAGACUGUAGGAUUGUCAUGGAGUCCAGAGAAAUCUUGAGCAGCUCCCGGCAAAGAGGGAGUGAGUCGGAAUUCCUGCCGGUCUCCUUAGCCAAGCCCCCAGCUGCUCCUGGCUGUACAGGAGAACCUUUGCUGUCCAGUCCAGGACCUGGGAAGAGCAUCCCAGUGGGUGGAGAACGCAUGGAGCCAGAGGAGGAGGAUGAACUGGGCUCAGGAAGGGAUGUGGAUUCCAACUCCAAUGCAGACAGUGAGAAAUGGGUGGCAGGCGAUGGCUUGGAAGAGCAGGAGUUUUCCAUCAAGGAGGCCAACUUCACUGAGGGGAGUCUGAAGCUGAAGAUUCAGACCACAAAGAGGGCAAAGAAACCCCCGAAGAAUCUGGAGAACUAUAUCUGCCCACCUGAGAUCAAGAUCACCAUCAAGCAAUCUGGGGAUCAGAAGGUGUCCCGAGCUGGAAAAAAUAGCAAAGCUACAAAGGAGGAAGAAAGAAGCCACUCCAAAAAGAAGCUCCACACAGCCAGUGACCUUGCAGCCAGUGACCUCAAAGGAUUUCAGCCACAGGCUUAUGAGAGGCCCCAGAAACACCCACCUCUCCAUUAUGACCCAGGCCUCCCACAGGACUUCACCAGUGACACCUUAAAACCAAAGCACCAGCAAAAAAGCAGCAGCCAGAACCACAUGGACUGGUCCACCAACUCUGACAGUGGACCCUCCACUCAGAAUUGCUUCAUCAGUCCGGAGUCUGGCCGAGAAACUGCAAGCACCAGCAAGAUCCCAGCUCUUGAGCCCGUGGCUUCCUUUGCAAAGGCCCAGGGUAAGAAAGGCAGCGCAGGGAACACAUGGAAUCAGUUGUCUAACAGCAGUAAAGAUCUGCUCCUGGGAGCUGUGGUUCCAUCCCCAAGCAACCGCAGCUCGCCAGCCCCUCCUAGCAGUGCUGCUGAAUGCAAUGGGCUCCAGCCCUUGGGAGAUCAAGAAGGAGGAGGUACAAAGGAACCCCCAGAACCACCUCCUACAGGCAGCAAGAAAAAGUCAAGUAAAAAAGAUAUGAUAAGUCAAACCCUAACAAACCCAGAGCUGGACUGGGUCAAGAGUGCCCAAAAAGCAUUUGAUAACCCAGAAGGGAAAAGAGAAGGUUACUCUGCAGAUAAUAUCCAAGAGGCAUCACCAGCCAAGCAGAAUGUGAGUUCUGUGGGUAAUCUUGAAAGUGACUCUAGUCGUGUCAGGAUUACUAUCCCCAUCAAAGCACCCUCUCUAGACCCAGCCAGCCAUAAGAGGAAAAAGAGACAGUCCAUUAAAGCAGUGGUGGAAAAGAUCAUCCCAGAGAAAGCACUGUCUUCCGGAAUUUCCAUGAGCAGUGCAGUCGUUAACAGGUUACUUUCCAAUGCAGAGGGGAAUCAGAAAGACUCCCGUGUCCCUAAGUUGGGUAAAAUGAUAGAGAAUGAGUCCCCUUCAGUUAGCCUUGAAACCGGUGGAAAUGCAGAGAAAAUGAUCCCAGGAGGAAUGUCUAAGCAGCGGAAAACACCCAUGAUCGUGACGCCCCCCACAUGCACAGAUCACUCCUCAUCAAGAAAGCUACCUGAAAUCCAGCAUCCAAAAUUUGCUGCAAAACGGAGGUGGACAUGCAGCAAACCAAAACCUACAAGUAUGCUUCGGGAGGCAGUCAUGGCCACCUCUGAUAAACUGAUGGUGGAACCCCCGUCUGCUUACCCCAUCACCCCAUCCAGCCCUCUGUAUACCAACACCGACAGUCUUACUGUGAUCACUCCAGUCAAGAAGAAACGGGGACGACCAAAGAAGCAACCUUUGCUCACAGUGGAGACAAUCCAUGAGGGUACUUCCACCAGCCCCGUCAGUCCCAUCAGCCGAGAGUUUCCUGGCACCAAGAAAAGAAAGAGGCGACGCAACUUAGCUAAGUUGGCCCAGCUGGUGCCAGGAGAAGACAAACCCAUGAGCGAGAUGAAAUUUCACAAAAAGGUUGGAAAGCUUGGUGUGUUGGAUAAGAAGACCAUCAAAACGAUCAAUAAGAUGAAGACACUCAAGAGGAAAAAUAUCUUGAACCAGAUCUUAUCCUGUUCCAGCAACAUUGCCCUGAAAGCCAAAGCUCCCCCAGAGACUAGCCCUGGGGCAGCCUCAAUUGAAAGCAAACUGGGCAAACAGAUUAAUGUCAGCAAAAGAGGAACCAUCUACAUUGGCAAGAAGAGGGGCAGGAAGCCGAGGACAGAGCUGCCACCCCCAUCUGAAGACCCCAAAACAGCCAUCAAGCACCCCAGGCCUGUCUCUAGCCAGCCGGAUGUUCCAGCCGUGCCUUCCAACUUCCAGUCACUUGUGGCAUCCUCACCAGCAGCUAUGCAUCCACUUUCCACACAGUUGGGUGGGUCCAAUGGCAACCUGAGCCCUGCCAGCACUGAAACCAGUUUUUCAGAGUUGAAAACUAUGCCAAACCUCCAGCCCAUCAGUGCUCUUCCAACCAAAACCCAGAAGGGAAUUCACAGCGGAACCUGGAAGCUGUCUCCACCCAGGCUAAUGGCCAACUCCCCUUCACACCUGUGCGAGAUAGGCUCACUAAAGGAGAUCACACUGUCCCCCGUGAGUGAAUCCCACAGUGAGGAGACCAUCCCAAGCGACAGUGGCAUCGGGACAGACAACAACAGCACGUCUGACCAAGCAGAGAAGAGUUCAGAAUCCCGACGGAGGUACUCUUUUGAUUUCUGCUCCCUGGACAACCCUGAGGCCAUUCCAUCUGACACCAGCACAAAGAACCGGCAUGGCCACCGGCAGAAGCAUCUCAUUGUGGACACCUUCCUGGCCCAUGAAAGCCUCAAGAAGCCAAAGCACAAGAGGAAAAGGAAAAGCCUGCAAAACCGUGAUGAUCUCCAGUUUCUGGCUGAGCUGGAAGAGCUCAUCACUAAAUUCCAAGUAUUCAGGAUCUCCCACCGGAGUUACACCUUUUACCAUGAGAAUCCAUAUCCCAGCAUUUUCCGGAUUAAUUUUGAUCACUAUUACCCGGUGCCAUAUAUCCAGUAUGACCCGUUGCUCUAUCUUCGUAGGACUUCAGACUUAAAGUCAAAGAAGAAGCGUGGUAGGCCUGCAAAAACCAAUGACACCAUGACAAAGGUGCCUUUUUUACAAGGGUUCAGCUACCCUAUUCCCAGUGGAAGUUACUAUGCAGCCUAUGGAAUGCCUUACACAUCAAUGCCUAUGAUGAACCUGGGUUACUACGGUCAGUACCCCGCUCCUCUGUAUCUAUCGCACACUCUUGGAGCAGCUUCCCCGUUCAUGAGGCCAACGGUGCCACCACCUCAGUUCCAUACAAGCUCCCACGUGAAGAUGUCUGGGGCAGCUAAGCAUAAAGCAAAGCAUGGAGUACACCUGCAGGGGCCGGUUGGCAUGGGCCUCAGUGACAUACAGCCAUCACUAAACCCUCCCAAGGUGGGCAGUGCUGCUCUGUCCAGUGGUCGGCUCCACAAGAGGAAACACAAACACAAGCACAAGCACAAGGAAGACCGGAUCCUGGGGACCCAUGACAACCUGAGUGGUCUCUUUGCAGGCAAAGCCACAAGCUUCUCCAGCCACCUCCUGACUGAGAGGUUGAGCAGUGCAGACAAAGAGCUCCCACUGGUGAGUGAGAAGACCAAGCAUAAGGAGAAACAGAAGCACCAGCACAGCGAAGCUGGCCACAAGGCCUCUAAGAACAACUUUGAGGUGGACACCCUCUCUACACUGUCACUUUCAGAUGCCCAGCAUUGGACGCAGGCCAAGGAUAAAGAUGACUUGAGUGGUGAGUCCGUGGACUCCUGCACUAAAAGGUACUCGGGCAGUGGUGGAGAUGGUGGCAGCACAAGAGCAGAGAGCUUGGAUGUGUUCAGUGAACUGAACCCUUCCAGUGACAAGUGGGACAGUGAUGUGAGUGGGAGUAAAAGGAGAAGCUUCGAAGGCUUCGGGACGUACAGGGAAAAGGACAUUCAAGCCUUCAAGAUGAACCGCAAGGAGAGAAGUUCAUAUGACUCUUCCAUGUCUCCAGGGAUGCCAAGUCCCCACUUGAAAGUGGACCAGACAGCAGCAUACAGUAAGAACGAGGGCCCAGUGUCCACCAUGAUGACCAGGAAGAAGCCAGCUGCAGUUGACAGUGUUCCAAUUCCACCAAGCCCAGUGUUAUCUCUCCUUGCUGCCUCCACAGCAACGUCAGAUGCAGCCAGUUCCUCCCUGAAGAAGCGAUUCAAGCGGCGGGAGAUCGAAGCCAUCCAGUGUGAAGUGCGGAAAAUGUGCAACUACACCAAGAUCCUGUCCACCAAGAAGAACCUGGACCACGUGAACAAGAUCCUGAAGGCCAAGCGGCUGCAGAGACAAUCAAAGACAGGCAACAACUUCGUCAAGAAGAGGCGAGGGCGUCCCCGCAAGCAGCCCACCCAGUUCGAUGAGGACUCCAGAGACCAGAUGCCCGUGCUGGAAAAAUGCAUCGACCUGCCCACCAAGAGGGGCCAGAAACCCAGCCUGAGCCCACUAGUGCUGGAAACCGCCGCCGGCCAGGACGCAGUCAUGGCCACCAUCGAGGCGGUCAUCCACAUGGCCCGCGAG
Molecule: messenger RNA, 4845 nt
Organism: Fukomys damarensis (Damara mole-rat)
Lineage: Eukaryota; Metazoa; Chordata; Mammalia; Rodentia; Bathyergidae
Gene: Setbp1
Product: SET binding protein 1
Exons: 6
Molecular function (GO): DNA binding
Source: RefSeq, a predicted model, not a curated record